Messenger RNA from Gambusia affinis (western mosquitofish), 2076 nucleotides. Its product is annotated as contactin-4-like. The transcript is spliced from 8 exons. Bases 79 to 1707 code for a protein of 542 amino acids. The record is from RefSeq and is a predicted model, not a curated record. Lineage: Eukaryota; Metazoa; Chordata; Actinopteri; Cyprinodontiformes; Poeciliidae.
UGAUUACUAACAGGAAACAUUUUACACCAGUCUGGGUAGUUAACCUGCACAAAGUAGAGUGGCAGCUCCUGGGGAGAUAUGAAAGCUGUGGUGGGACUGUUGUUCGUGCUCCUGGAAGUAUCACAUGCAGCUGAAAAGUACUGUGAUGCCAGACAGAAGGGAGCUCAGUGCUACGGUGUUUUGGGAGGAACUGUGGCCUUCAAACUGAUGGACGAAACCUCAGAAAAACACAGAUUCAAUUUGAAGAAGGAAGCAUCGGUGACUAAUGAGUCAACCGAAAUUAUUCUUUCUGUCAUAAGCAAUAUGCUUAUUUCCAAUGCCAUGAGCAGCAGAUCUGUCUUUAUUCUUAACAACGGAACAUUCAAGAUCAAUAACCUGAGCAGAAGUGACAGUGGUAAAUAUAUGCUUGAGAUUUUUGAUUCAAAUGGGAAAAGAAAAGAAAAUAACACUCUACAGCUGAAUGUUCAAGCUCCUGUGUCGUCUGUGCGUCUGAUCUCGAAUUGCGUGGCUCAGGGGUUGUUAAAGGUGUCCUGUCUCUGUGAGGGUGGGGACCGUCCUGAGUACUCCUGGAUACUGAAUGGACAACCAACCAGAGACACAGAGGUCCUGAGAAGAAAUCCUGCGAAUAACAUCAUUAUUCUGAAACAAAACAUGUCCGGAUACUUGACCUGCUCAGUUUGGAAUAACAUCAACCGUGUCUCAGAAGAGGGGAGGAUAUCUCUUUGUGAAGAUAAAACUGAUGAAACUCAAUGUAACAUCCAAGAAGACGAAGCUAAGUGUUAUGGAGCUUUGGGAGGAACGGUGGUCAUUCAACUGAUGAGCAACACUUCACAAACCCCCAGAUAUGAAUGGAAAAAUAAAACAACAACAAUCCUAAGAGGGAGAUGGGACAAGUUUGCUCCAAAUGACACUGAGGGCAGAAAUAUCUUUAUUCCCCUGUAUGGUACAUUCAGUAUCAUGAAUCUCAGCAGAGCCGACAGUGGUAACUACACUUUGGAAACGUUUGAUUCAAAUGGACGAAAAAUAGAAAAGAGGAAUCUUCAGUUGAUUGUUGAAGCCCCUGUGUCCUCCAUCAAGAUUGUGUCUGAGUGUUUGUCUCAGGGACAGAUGAAGGUGUCCUGUCAAUCAGAGACAGGUGAUAGUCUGCAAUACAACUGGACUCUGGAUGGACGCACACUGACAGACUCAGAGCUCUUCUCAGAAAAUAAUGAGACUGAGGUGAUUGUUCUGAGGCAGAAUAUCUCAGGACGUCUGGUCUGCUCAGUCUGGAAUCGGUUCAGUUCUCUCUCAACAGAGAAAACCAUAUCUACAUGUGGGUUCAUUUUCAUUAACUGCACUUACAAUGGGACGCAGAUAUCUGAGUGGGUGUUGGCAGAAGGUAACACCCUUUGUGUCGAAGCGGAGGAAUACAGUGUUGACGACUUCUUGGUGGUAUUGGUUGGUGUACUCUUAGCACUGGUAUUUCUCUUAGCUGUUGGAAUAGGAUUAAUCUGCACCCAUAAGAAAAAACAUACUUUCAAAGUGGAGAAAGACAACAGCGAACCUAUCUAUGCUGAAGUCAGGAUUGUGGCACAACAGGAGAGGCAAACAGAGGAAAGUGUGGAAGAAGAAGUGGAGGUCAAACAAGUGACCCUUUCAGAGCUUCCUCUGCAGUCGGAGGUAGCUGCAGUAGCCCCGAUCUAUGCACAAGUCCGUAAAGUUAGGUGACCUGAGUUACUGGGGUCUCCUUUACAAAGUAUGCAUUAUUGAAAUCAGGUGAAUGGGACAAAGUAAGGAUGCCAGAAUGUCUCAAACUUCAAUUAAUGUGGUUUAUUUUUCAAAAACACAGUUAAGGUUGAUACUUGUUUUACUUUUCUCAGCUUCUGGGGUUCGCCUAAGCUGAAAAUACACUAAGACAUUUUCUAGACCACAAAGUCUGUUCACAAAACCUUUUAAUGUUUUAUGCCAUUCUUGUAAUCAGGCAAACAUCGGGAUCAUUUUUAUGUUCUACAUGUAUUUAAAAAUCCCUGCAAAAAUUGAUUACGGUACAUGGACUGUCUAAUUUAAAUAUUGUAUGUAGUUUGUUGUGCACGUAAA